Molecule: messenger RNA, 3363 nt
Organism: Ustilaginoidea virens
Lineage: Eukaryota; Fungi; Ascomycota; Sordariomycetes; Hypocreales; Clavicipitaceae
Exons: 2
Coding region: 1-3363 (1120 amino acids)
Molecular function (GO): protein binding
Source: RefSeq, a predicted model, not a curated record
AUGGCGAUAAAUGCCAGCAACGUGCAAGCAUUCCAGAUGCAAGGACGCUCGUUGGAUACCCUGACCACGGGCAAUCCCCCUCUCGAUCAAAAGAAGUCAUCACGGUGUGAUGCACCGACGAUCGAGGGUCAAAAGCACUCCCGGAACGCGAUUGACCGGAAGAGGAAGCCCGCAGGCUCUGCUCUGGCAAAUGCUCCUCCUCGCUCCAAGCGGGUUCGAUUCAAACAGCACGAGCAGAACCAAGGCGCCGUAGCUGCCUCUCGAGCCUCUGAUGGAAGCGCGUUGUCACGUCUCCCAGUGGAGAUUUGGCAUCACAUCUUCUCCUUCAUUCCUCCUCUCACCCUUGGUUGCUUGUUGUCGGUCAACAAACUCUUCAACAGCUGCUUGGAUCCCUCGUCAAAGUUCGGAUCAGGGUCUCAAUCUCUUGCCGGUGACCCUUGUGCUCUACCUCCUUUGAGGCCCGACGCUAUCUGGCAAGCGUCACGGCGUCGGUACUGGCCGGAGAUGCCAGCACCUCUCAAGGGCAGAUCAGAGCUGGAAAUGUGGCGCAUUUGCUGUUCGCGGGUUUGCCAAUUCUGCAACCUGAGCGAACAACCCGACAUGCAUGAUGUGCGGGCUGGUUCGAAUCGAGGACCAGGCCCCAAAGGCGUUGCUGUCGUCUUUCCUUUCUUCAUUGUUUCGUGUGGUCAAUGUCUGCUCGAAAGAAGUGUACAGGAGCUUGAUAUUUUCCUUGCAUCUUCGAUGCCAAUUAUCCUCCUUUCAGGACUUCCAAUGGUUUUCCUUACCCAAGAGAACUGUAUCAUUCCCCCGCAUCUACUGUCUUCAGCAUCGGACCCAUUUCAAACCCAACCUGUCAAGGUGUUCUGGAAUGAACAUUUGGAGAAAAUGAAGAGUGCCUUUGAAGUGGUCAAGGGCCUCGGGUCUCCUGUAGCAGAAGAGUGGGUCAAGGGGCUGGGGGCUGACGGGAAAAGUCUUCUCAGUGAUGCUUCUAGAUGGGAGAAGUGGUACUUCGCCGGUGGUGUGAACCGGAUGCGAAAAGCUCGGCAUGGAGCCUCAUCGCACAGGCCAGUUUCGGCUCAGCAUGGGGGCCAACCGAUACUUGUAGCGAAACCUCGAAACUUGCCGAAAGGCGGCAAUGGUUCGGAAAAGUCCAAACUCGUCCUCGCAGAUGUUGACGGACCAACAGGCAGCUUGUACAGGGCCACACCACGCAAUUCGAGCCCCCAGCAAACUGUUGAGUCACGGCGUUGCAGCAAACGGCUACAGUCUACAUGUCAAUCGAAAGAUGGGCAGCAUACCAACAUGGAGCCCAAGAGGGUAGAAAAAGAGGCAGAUUUCGUGGGCCUUCAACCACGUGUGGAAGCUGCGGUGGUGUCAAAUGCCCAAAGCUGUGAAACCGGUAGCGGUAAGCUGGCGGGUGCCGAAAGGGGCGAGACUCAAGGACCGCUCAAAGCAGAGAUAUCUGCCUACGCUGAUGAAAUUAUCAGAGACGAAUGGAAGAAUGGCGAUGCAGUGACCGGGAAAACGGCACCACAAUUUGCCGCCGAUGUCUUGCUCUACGUACGGAAGAGAUUCUACGCAGCGACGUCGCCAAAGGUCAAUUCGGGAAAGGCGUUGGGAAAAGCACCAGCCGGGAAACCUCCAGGAGGUCUUCGGGCGCAAAAACUAACCCUGGAACACAUGAGGUGGAUCUUCGAUGCCAAGAUUGAGCCACGUGUAGCGUGCCUUCGAAAAGAUCUCUUCCUCUGCAGCAAGUGUCAGGGAACGAAGUUGUAUGGCUUUAAAUCCGUGGUGCAACACUACGCUGCUAAACACACAACUACGUUGAGCGCCGGAAAUGUGGUCGUAAACUGGAGAGCUGCGUGGCCGCAGCUUUCAAUAUUUGAUCCGCGUCCAGGAGAUCACGCCUCAUCUUGGUCGAAGCCUAAAGCACCGAAGUCGACCAACACCAAGCCCAAAUCUGCGCCUAGGGUCUCGCUGACUUCAGCACCCGCUGACCCUCGUUCAGUCAGUACGCAUCACUUUCGCGAGGCUGGAACGUACAGUCAACCCAGCAAUCAAACCGCCUCGAUUUCCCACAGUGCAAGCUUUGGGCCGCCUGCUACACCUAUCAAGUCGUCCUGUUCAUCACCACACCCACACGAACAAGAGGGGCUUUAUUCACACCCGCCGGUUCUGUCUGGGCCGCUGGCAACGCAGGAAGACCUUGUCAGCAGAGUUGCCCGAGAUGUAUGGGACAAAAUGGGUUCUCUUGUUUCUCUCCAACGCGGCUAUGAAGACAUCAAAUUGUGUGUCGUUAUCCAUCAUGUUUCCAAGAGCCUCGAGCAGCAAUGCGACGAGGCCAGGCAGUUGAAAGUUUUCAUGAUGGGAUUAAGACGGCAAGACCUCUUGAUACCGCUCCGCUCGGUCGGCGGCUUAUCCUGCAAGACUUGCAGGGAAAGCAACCCUGCUGCCCGACACAGGAAGAUGGGCAUUCUGAAGCUCUCUCAACAUUUCAUCAACAAACACCAUGGCGGACAAGCCAAGCAGCCAACAGGAAAACAGCUUGAUUGGCGUGUAGACAUGAUUUGGCUUCCGAAAUACCCGGCCAUGAAGCAGCUGCCUGCCUUGAUACGCCACGAUAAAGUACUGUCUGGCCUGAUCCACGCCGCUCUUCCAUGGAUAUUUGGGAACGAAGCUCGCGCGCAGGAACCCUGCUCUCUGGACGUUGCUCCUAUUUCUCGACAAGUAGCUCAUGAAGGACAACGACAUCCCAGCUCUGCACCGGCAAAUGAAGUCUCCGAACCUUCAUAUAUCGGCUGUUCAACUGCCCCGAGCCUCAACGCAGAGGGGUUCGAAACCAGUGCGCGACCUGCAUCUCUCCCAAGCAAGGUACGGAUUCCAGAACUGCACCACGGCAACAGUGGCCACGACAUUCCUCCCAACUCUGGCGUCAUUGAUCCGUCGGGAAAUCAAAGGAACACUUUUGUCGGGAGACAGUACCCUCUGGGCCCCGGCGACAUGUACAGUCACCAUGACCGUCCAUGGCCCCAACCUGUAUACCAACCACCGCAGCCAUGGGACCAUCCGGCCUAUCCCAACCAUCAAGCCCAAUCAUUCCCGCCCGCAGAGGGUUUUGAAACGAGGCAAGUUUCCGACCCUCGCGGUCAUUACCUCGUACGAAGACCUGUUGGCGGCGUCGCUCUCCAUGGCCACUACGACCCCCGCCGUCGAGAAGCCUACAGACAUUAUGAACAGUUCCCCGCGCACAACCACCAGGCCAGUGACGUCUUUCCACCCCCCGCAAGGGCCUCCUCUCGCUUGGCCUCUGACUACGAGGAAUACGAUCCUCGAACCCCAGCCCCUCAUCCCUGGUGGUGCUGA